Molecule: messenger RNA, 1557 nt
Organism: Motacilla alba alba
Lineage: Eukaryota; Metazoa; Chordata; Aves; Passeriformes; Motacillidae
Gene: NQO2
Product: N-ribosyldihydronicotinamide:quinone reductase 2
Exons: 7
Coding region: 410-1093 (227 amino acids)
Cellular component (GO): cytosol
Molecular function (GO): NAD(P)H dehydrogenase (quinone) activity
Source: RefSeq, a predicted model, not a curated record
UUCGCCACCGAAGAACAGUCCAGGAAAGACGUGGUUCAGCCGGCACACGCUGCAAGUCCACAAAAUCACCAGCGGACAAGGGAGUAGAGCACGGACUGCCCCUUCACUGCCACUCACAGUACAAGAACUGCAACUGGGGGGUGUCAAAUGAAACCAGAUGCAGAGGGAAAAGAAGCCGGAGCCGUGGCUGCGGGCGGCGCCGAUCCUGAACCCGCCCCGCGCUGGCGCUGCCCUAGGGCUGGCCCGGCCGGGCCGCCGGGAAGAGUUGGACUCGGUGAUCCUUGUGGGUCCCUUCCAGUUCAGGAUAUUCAGUGAUUUUAUGAAGAGCCGCUCCCAGCCCCGCCGCAGGUGUGCUCCGGGCCCCGGGGAGCAGGCAGUACCAGAUUAUCAAGAGUGAAGCUCCCCAGCAAUGGCAGGGAAAAAAGUCCUGAUAGUUUAUGCACAUCAAGAGCCCAAGUCCUUCAAUGGAUCUUUGCUGAAGAUUGCUGUGGAAGAGCUGACCAAGCAGGGCUGCACUGUCACCGUGUCUGAUUUAUACGCCAUGCAGUUUGAGCCCAGAGCAACAAGGAAUGACAUUGUUGGUCACCUGCACAACUCAGAAGCGUUCAAUUAUGGUGUGGAAACCUGGGAAGCUUACAAGAGAGGAGGUUUGUCCAAAGACCUGGUUGAAGAGCAGAAGAAAGUGCAGGAAGCAGACCUGCUGAUUUUUCAGUUUCCCUUGUUUUGGUUCAACAUGCCUGCAAUCUUGAAGGGCUGGAUGGACAGAGUCUUGGUCCGAGGCUUUGCUUACGAUUUGUCCAAGGUUUAUGAUGGUGGUUUGCUCCAGGACAAAUUAUCCUUGUUUUCUUUCACUACGGGAGGAAGCAAAGAGAAGUAUGCAAUCAGGGGUGAUAUUCGCUAUCUCCUAUGGCCCAUGCAGCAUGGAAUCAUGCACUUCUGUGGUGUCAAAGUCCUUGAACCUCACAUCUGUUAUGCUCCAGAGAAUGUCUCUGAGGAGAAGAGGAAGGAGAUGCUGGCUGCCUGGACCCAGCGUCUGAAGACUCUUUGGAAGGAAGAACCCAUAGACUGCUCUCCUGAGUGGUAUUUCAAGUAGAGUUCAGGUGCAAGACUACAGAGAAGAUUUUCUUUUUCUCCAUUCUUUUUGAUGCUCUGUCUAAAUACCUGAACACUAAUCUCCUAAUUCAAAUCUGUUUUAAGAACCUUGAAUACUACAUCUAGCAGUUUAACUGACAACAUAGCAUUUGUCUUCACUGAUUCCCAAGGGAUUCCCUUCAAGGAUGGGCGUGAAACUCUUUGUGUUGUUCUCCUUGUUCACAUAAACGGUGUCAUCCUGCUUCCUUGUGCUUGAUAACACACGUGAUAUUUCAUGGCAGAUGAUACCACGGCUGCUUGUGAAACAGUAUGUGGCCAAGUUUAUUUUAACACUAUUUUUCCUUUGCCAGGGAAUAUCUUGCCCAUAUCCAACUUGUCAUUUAAAAGCCAUUUGCCAUUUGUUGUGAGAGGUCCACACUUGCACCUUGGAGCAACAAAACCAGGUCAUAAGUAGUGUUGCAAAAG